GCUUUUAGUCAUCCGUUGUCGUUCGUAGCCGUUGGGCUGUUUUUCUUUAGAUGCGUUAGCUUUUACAUGUUUUGUAGGUUGCACUGUCAAUUUGGUUAGAAAACAGAGACAAUUUCAGUACCAAAUAUUUGUUUUGGAUUCGUCGUAGCCGGGAUCGCGGACAUAUCACGACAUUGCUGUCGCGGGUUUGAGGUUUGCCGUAUCUGUGCGUUUGCGAAACAGUGGACCCCCACCGAAGAUUAUAGUGCUAGACCCCCAAAACAAAUAAUUAAACCGUUUCGUGCGUGUGUUCCGUCAUCGGUUCUAGACUUGUGUAGCAUUGGAUUGGAAUACAUCAUAAUACCGACCACUCGUUGUUCCGGGACGGAGAAUUUUGCGUGCGUUAUACCUUAAAAAAGGCAAAUCAAUCAUAAUACGUCAGGUGAAUGUGACUGACAGCUGGCGCAGUGAGUGAGUGAUAUCGUGAAAAUGGCACUGAGAAAGUUAAUUAUUCUGGCCAGGUUGGAGCAGAGAUUCAGAUCUUGCCUUUGCUAAUGGCGUGAAAGUGGGGAGCAGCCGCCGACGUCGUCGUCAUCUUCUCCAAACGAAGAAAACACAUAACAACUGAGGAGUGGUUGGCACAGGAAUCUACUAGUAUAGUGCUCUUUUCUCGCUAGAAUGCUUUCAAGUAGCAGCAGCGGCAUCGUUGUCGCAUAGUUGCAUAGGAAGACUCGAAGCAGCAGCAGUAGCAUUACGCGGGGGCGGGGUGAUGUUGGGGCGCACACGGCCAGAGAAAACAUGAAAUGAGACUGACGACUAGAGAGUAGUGUGUGCAGUUUGCUCGGAGGAACGAAACGACUAAGCGAAGCAUAGAAGAAAAAAAAAAGUUGCUCAAUUGAAGUGCUCUUGAAUAUAUAUGAUAUCAUCAAACGCAGUAGUCGUCGUCGUCGUCGUUUCGGAAGAGGGUGUGAAGCGCUGUGAUUAAUUCUCCCGCACUAAAGUAAUCGACGAGACAAGCCGAUGAGAGCUGAUUAGUAAUCAUAUUGCUGCUUCACAGGCAGGCCGCGCGGGGUGAUACUAUAUUUUGGUGGAAGUAUUGUCUCCACAGAAGUGCCCUCGAGAUAGAGUGACACAAGCAGCGAGAAAGUGAAGGUGUGUGAUCCUGUUGCAAAUUUGCAUUCAGUGCGGUUCUUUCCGAGCUCUGUCCAAACACGCUGCACAGGAACGGUUCCGGGUGUGUUUCGUUUCUGGAUUUCCUGGAAAUUGUGCUGCGCGAGAAAGCCAACGGUGAGGUGACCAGUGUUUGCGUGUUGUUUUUAAGUUCGCAGGAAAUUUUCGGUGUAUUCGUGCGUGUCGUUUGGGUUUAAUGUGCAGUUUUUGCUUCCAACAUGAACGCGUGUGCGAGGAUUUGUUUACAAUCUGAAGAUAUGCUUUAAUAACCGGUGGAAGUGGAGUGCGAUUCGAAAAGAAAACUCCUCCCGUGCUGAGGAAAAGGCCAGAGUGUUGUGUUUAGUGAAUAGUAGAGAGCGUGUGCGUGUGUGCUAUCAUACAGAAGACUGAAGGCAACACGAUGAGUGUGUUCAGCGACUUCCAGCGAAUGUGGGUUCAGCGGUUUCCCCAGAGCUCGCUGUCGGACGCCUGGGAGCAGGAUGUUCGGGCAAGCUUGGCCCGACACAAGCAGAAGAUCGCCGAGCUGAGCAAGGAACUGGAACAGGAGACUCUUUAUGUGGAGUAUCUCGAGCGAUUGCUGAGUGACGUGGAGAAGUACCGGGAUGCUGGUGGGGAUCCAUCGGCACUGUUCGAGGCGAACACGCCGGCCUCGGCUGCCAACUUGAUGAACAACUGUAAGGAGGAAGACAAAAGUAAGAUGAUUGCCGUUGACGGAGAUGAAGAUGAGAACCAAAUCAUCAAAGCGGCGAACAAUCACAGCACGGAAAACAAGGGCACCAACGGUGCCAACACCGACGAGGAUGCCCCCGGCGAAAAGCUGCAUAGCGGUGCCUCUGUCGGGAUGGUCCCUCUGCGCAGGGACAACCAACACAAGGACAGUGCACUGAAUCAGUGCAUCAAUGAGCUCACGUCGAAUCUGCACCAGCGGCGCUGCAUUAGCUCCGACGUCAGUUCAUCCCCCACCAAAUCGAUAUCCUCGUCAUCCUCGCCCACCUCCACAAUGGCGGCCUCCGGCGCAAAGACUGGCGUGCCAAAUAGUGCCAAUACAAGUAACACCCAAAUACAACAGGAUCACACUUCCGAGUGCGAGCAGCAGUCCCGCUCACGGCGUUCCAGCCAGAGUGACACUCUGCUCUCCUCGCCGAGUCACUUUGUGACCGUAAUCGAAGUGAAGGAGGAAUCUUCCGAAAACAGAUUGGAGGACUCCAAGCAAAACUCCAGUUCGGCGGCGGUGGCUGCUGUCGCGCCUGCUCUGCCAACCAAAACUACCAGCGACAAUAGCAAUAACAACUCUACUACUACUACCACAGUCGUACAAUCCUCCACAAUCACUGCCUCGGGCAAACCGAACAACUAUGAAAACGUACUGAUCAAUACCAACCGCAGUAGCAGCGAAAAUCUGAACAACAACAACAACAACAGUGUUCUAUUGCACCAGACGCCACCACCGCACCAUCAGUCGACCAAUAACAACUCCAUUGUCAACGAGCACAGCACAUUCCUGGAUGGAGGCAGACACCCAAAACCGUCGGCCCCACCCCUAAUGAGUACAUCGAUUGCCGAGCGAACCUCGCAGCUCAUCGCGAGCGGCCAGGAGCUCAAAAAGAAGGUCCCACCACGACCACCACCCAAGUAUCCGCGCCGAGCGGCGCCAGUGGAACCUCCGGUCAUUCCUGCAGCGGCGAUGCAAAACAUCCGCCGGGAUCAGUCUUCCGAUGGAACGCCGGACAGUCCGGGCAGCUCGCUGGAGCGCAACGUCAAACCGUCGGAGAUGUACCGCCAGAAAUCGUCGGACUCGCUGGAUGUCAAGUUUGGCUCGCGUGCUUCCAAAACGGCCGAACUGGUGGAGGAGUUCGGAAGGAAACUGCCAAAGUCCGACAGUCUGAAGUCGAAAUCAAGCACAGACAGUCCCACGGGAUCGCUGGGCAAAAACGUUGGAGCAUCACCGACCGGCAGUUUGAGCAAGCUAGCCGCCGCAGGCAGUAGCGAUAGCCCGACCGGAAGUUUGGGCAAAAUAAGUCACCGGGCGAACGAUAGCCUGCAGUCAGUCGGUUCGAAGGAAUCGCUCGCUUCGACCGGCGGUGGAAUGGGAGCUAUUUCCGAGAGGAUAAAAAGUUACGAGUCGAUAUCGUCUCUCAGCUCGGACAGCAUGCGUAUCGGGCCGGGGGGAGGUAGCGCAGCACACCACAUCGACCAGGAACAUUACUACGAUACGGUCCCGCUCGAGAAUGGGGAAGGGGACUAUGUGUACAUUCAGGCCGGUGGCACCGGUACCAAUUCCACCUCUAGUCGAGACGAUAUCUCCACGGCGGGCAGCACGCUACCCUUACCCGCAUCGCACCCCCGAAGUCACAACAGUAGUCAGACGAGUGUUCAGCUGGAGCCAGAAUCGCCGGGACGGAGCUCCAACUACGUUAACAUUGACUACUUCAUACACAGCAAAAGCCACGAGCAUCGAAGCAGCUCGAUCGACAGCGAUGGCGAAGCGGACGGUGGCCCACCGGUGCUGUUGCGUGCAAUUUCCAAUGAAACUGAUUCGGGCCAACAAGGUCAUGGACUGUUCCGAAAGAUUUCCAAUGCGAACCGCAACACAAUCAUCCGACACAUCGUGACCAGCAUCAUCACCAGCGAAACGCUGUACGUCGAGUGUCUGAACAAGAUGAAGCAAUACAUGAAGGCGAUACGGGCCACGCUGACCACGUCACAACCUGUGAUAUCCGAGGAGGAAUUUCAGACGAUAUUUUUCAAAAUCGAAGAACUGCACGAAGUGCACUCGGAAUUUCUGAACGAACUGCGCGUGAAGUUGCAACCCCUCCCCGAUGGGGACGAACUUUGCGUGGGAGAGGUAUUCCGUCGACUGGCCGCGCACAUUCACCUGUAUGGCGCCUUUCUGCACAACUAUGGGCGUGCGAUCGACACGGUUAAAAAGUGCAGCACCCACAGCCAGCAGUUUAAGGAGAUUGUCUCGAACAUUGUUUUCAAGAAUCAAAACGAGCAGUCGCUAUCGCUGGAGGAAUUGCUCCACAAACCGGUGGCCCGAGUGCAAAAGAACGCCUUAGUGCUGGAGGACUUGCUCAAUCAGACCCCGGAACAACACCCCGAUUAUCAUCCGCUGCGACAAGCGUCGAAAUCGAUUCGUAAUUUUCUGUCGGAAUUCAAUGUCGUACAAACGAAAUCGAUGUUUCCGAGCGAUGAUAAAGCACUACGUCGGUUGGUGAAAAACUCCUUCAUAGUGGAAUUGGCGGACGGUCACCGCAAGCUGCGGCAUCUGUUCCUGUUCAACGACGUUAUAGCGUGUGCCAAAUAUAAGGCAGCCGGUCGGGACCGCAAUGGGUUCGAGUUCGAACUGAAGUGGUUCAUACCACUGCGGGACAUAGUCAUAUGCGAGGAAUCGGCGAACGAUCCGAAGGAAACCAGUCCGAUCAACAUUGUGCACCUGAAGUCGCAAGCAUGCACCGUGCGGGAUCAGAUCAUGAUGGACGAGAAGGAGGAAAAGAAACAGCGAACGAGUGGGUCGCGGGCUGGCGACAAGCACCGCAAAAAACUGGCCGAUCUCGAGGCCCAACUAGUGCUGGCGUCACCGAAUUUGGUGUUCAAGAUAGGCAACAAGACGGCGGGAAAAACGAUGACUUUCUUCCUCAGCUCGGACUUUGAGCGGACGCAAUGGAUCGAUUCGAUACUGACGCUGCAGCAAAUGUGCAACCUUCCCGGCCAGGUUCCCGUUCAGAUUUACGACCUGCAAGCUUGGAUCACGGCCUGCCAGGCGCUCAUCAAGACCGAGAUGGGAUCGUACCUGAUGCGAAAUGCACGCGACGAGAGUCUACUGGUGGGCGAUCUGCACCUUACGAUACAGGCACUAAGCGGAUUCGAGCAGCCAUGCGACCUGUUCAUCUGUGUGGAAAUCGACUCCUAUGGGCACUACUUUCGCAAGGCGAAAACGAAGCUGGUUUGUCGCAGCGCGACACCCAACUGGAACGAAUCAUUUGUGCUAGAGCUCGAGGGAAGCCAGAACCUGAGGAUACUGUUGUACCAGGACGAUGUGCAGAGGCCCAUCCUGAGGGCGAAGCAGAUUUUGAAGCUAAGCCGCCAAUGGCUCCAGGAAGCUCCGAUAGCCAAAGCCGUGAAAUUGUCGGAAACGCUAUCAUUGAAUACAGUGAUUCGGUUCGUUCCCGGCGAGGUGACAUUGAGGAGGGUUCCAACGUCGAAACCUGGGGCUCUGUUUGGUGCCAAACUGCAGCAGGUGAUCAAGCGAGAAAAACGAGAUAUUCCAUUCAUCGUGAGUGCAUGCGUCCGGGAGGUUGAACGCCGGGGCAUGUCCGAGGUUGGUAUCUACCGGGUGUCCGGCUCGGCGUCCGAUGUGGCCAAGCUGAAAAAAUCCUUCGAAACAAACGCUUACGAGGCCGAACAGCUGCUCAAAGAGGUGGACAUCCACUCGGUAACCGGUAUACUGAAGUCCUAUCUGCGGGACCUGCCGGAAGCCCUCUUCACCGACCAGUAUUACCCGAAGUUCUUCGAAACCUUCAACCAGCAUUCGAAUCUGAACGAAGCAUCGCGCAUCGGCGCCCUGCAGCGGAUUUUCGCCGAACUGCCCCAACCUAACAAGGCAACCAUUGGUCUGCUUCUGGAUCAUUUGAUGAGGGUGCACCAACAGGAGAUCGAGAACAAAAUGUCGUUACACAACCUGGCGAUGGUGUUCGGGCCGACACUGCUCCGGCCGGGACCCUCGGCCAUCAAGCAAAAGGACCUGCUGGAAUCCAGUACCGCAGACGUGAUGACGCAGGCUGGAAUACUCUACAGCUUCCUUCAAGCCAGACUGAAGUGAAUUUGGGACAGGAGAGUAUACACACACACACAUUUGCUGCUGCUGACAUUGAACGGAAUAAUAAGGGUAUAUUUGCACCGUUUAGAAUUUCUACCGUAUUACUGAUAGUAUUUAUUGCGAAUCGAGCGAACGUAGUGGAAUUGAAUUUGGGGGGAAUCGUCGGAAAGCAUUUUGGGAUGCUGCGGGGAAGUGUGCGAAAUCGAUUCAUUUAUUGGAGAGAAUGGGAGAGAAUGCUGCUAGAUUUUUGUUAACAAACUUUCCAUUUUGUCUGUAGAGAGAAAAUCGCGUAGUUUAGUUUUUGCUUAGUUUGUGUAUUCUAUUACUUUUAAGUGUGCUGAAAGCAACGUUAAUUUUAGUGAUUCUGACUAAGGUUUUGCAAAAUAAGUGUAAAAUAUUAUUCUACUCUAGAAAGCUUCUCAAUCGAGGGGGCGAUAAAUGUUUUGGUUGGCCUUUUGCUCAGCUAGCUGCCUGCGGGAGGCAACCAAAAUUAAGUCAUUCUCGCCUUUCCGUAGAGAGAUACAGUUUCUGUGUACAUUUGCUUCCUCUGUACAUAUUAUUAGUUGAUGUUAGGUUUGUUAGUUUUUAGUCAAACUGAUGAGUCAUGUUUUCGGCAGCUACAAUCGAUGGCUUCCGAGUCGUUUGGUUGGUUAAAAAGUCGUCCGGAGGGGCGAUAAAUGGUGAGCGAAAAGUACAUUCACUUUACAAUAUCGUUACAAAAGCAUAUAUUAAUCGUGUGUAUCCAUCAUUGAAAGUAUAAUUAUACACAUUGGGUUAUAAUUAGUGUAUUCUAACUUUUCAAACGUUAGCCAGGACCGACCACACGGGAACUUGUAGACUUUAGCGCGGUGGCAAUACAAUCAAAUAUUCGCUAUAAAUAGCCAAACCAAUUGAACAAACUCAUAAACAACACACAUUCACCGCUUGCGGAAUCCAAUCUUUAUAUACAACAACAUAUGAACAACAUAUGAUGAUAAAAAUUAUUAUGAUAGAGGAAAUGUUUAUUGACGACAAUGGGUUUUUGUUUCUGCGAGCUCUACAACACAAAGGUAUUGAAUAUUCCCAGCAGAAACGAAAAAAAAGCAUUACGUAACGUGUAAGACAACAACACAGUUCUUUACUGAAUUUAUCUUGUAGGAUUUUCCCCUUCGAUUAUGAAAAACCGAAUAAAAGUGAUCUUUCGUAUUGUGAAAUUGAAA
Toxorhynchites rutilus septentrionalis is the source of this 7167-nucleotide messenger RNA. RefSeq names its product active breakpoint cluster region-related protein (gene RhoGAP1A). Lineage: Eukaryota; Metazoa; Arthropoda; Insecta; Diptera; Culicidae. Bases 1550 to 5971 code for a protein of 1473 amino acids. Gene Ontology annotation, cellular component: membrane. The transcript has 12 exons. Gene Ontology annotation, biological process: intracellular signal transduction; positive regulation of GTPase activity. Gene Ontology annotation, molecular function: guanyl-nucleotide exchange factor activity; GTPase activator activity. The record is from RefSeq and is a predicted model, not a curated record.